This is a messenger RNA of Paramuricea clavata, 462 nucleotides long. The record is from the annotation of a GenBank genome assembly. Lineage: Eukaryota; Metazoa; Cnidaria; Anthozoa; Malacalcyonacea; Plexauridae.
AUGCAUCGUCAUAAGAGGAGUCAAGUGCAUAAUUCUCCAACUAACAGAACGCAUUUCUCGAAACCUAAUUACCGGCGCAAUCAGGCCGCCUUAAACGCCAACAUGGAUCGUCAUAAGAGGAAUCCAAUGCAUAAUUCCUCAACUAACAGAACGCAUUUCUCGAAACCUAAUUACCGGCGCAAUCAGUUUUCCGAGCCUAAACAUCAAUAUCGUCAAGCAAAUUUUCCUUCAAAGAUUUUUCGAAGCGGUCGCUAUCGGAGGAUUCCGAAACCAAGAACAACAGCAGACAAUACAGAUACAAGAGCAAGUCAAAUCAACCCGGCAUACAAAGUGAAUCCUUUCCAAUCAAAGUCAGAGUUACAGCUUGGAGAAACGGAGUCCUGGGAACUUACCUACAGCUGGUCAACCGCACCUUGGACCAGUUUGGAACCCUCGUUUAGGCGCAAUCCAACGGACAAGUGA